Myotis daubentonii (Daubenton's bat) is the source of this 4562-nucleotide messenger RNA. It is a transcript of the gene LRFN1, whose product is annotated as leucine rich repeat and fibronectin type III domain containing 1. Gene Ontology annotation, molecular function: protein binding. Gene Ontology annotation, cellular component: postsynaptic density membrane. The record is from RefSeq and is a predicted model, not a curated record. NCBI's taxonomy places the organism in Eukaryota, Metazoa, Chordata, Mammalia, Chiroptera, Vespertilionidae.
AAUCCCCACACCCGCCAGAUCUCCCCAGAUGGGGCCAGAGUUGCCUGCAUCCAGAUGGCCAGGCUAGGGGACCUUUGGGCUGCUGGUGGGAGGAUCGCCUUGGACUAGUGCUUUAGGAUUCAGCUCCCCAACCCUCUGAGAUUCGACCUGCUGAACUCUGACCUCUGGCCCUGGCUUUUGCUGUGGUGGUGGGGGCAGGUAUGGUGGGAAGGAGGGAUGUUAGGAUUUCUUUGGCCUGCAAAGUAGGUGGGCAAGAGUGCCUCCGGACUGGGAGAGAUGUGUCCAUGUAUGUGUGUGAGUGUGAAUCUGUGCCUAUCUGUUGACUAUGUCACUGUGGUUCAAUAUUUUGUGUGCAUUUGUAAGUGUAAAUCCCUUACAGGGCUGUGUGUGUGAACAUUUCUGUUAUGAGUUAACAUCUCAGUGUCUGUGCAAAAGGUAGAUCUUUUUGUACAUUGUGCUUGUUUGAGUGUGUAUCAGGCUUGUAAGUGUCUGCAUACUUGUGGUUUUGUGUAUGUGUGUGAGGUGUAUAUCAGUUAGUGUGUACAUUUGUGCGUCUUUUGGUGUAGGAAUAUAUCAGCUUUGUGACUGCAUCAUGGGGAUAUGUGAAGUUGUCUGAGCAUGUUUGGGCAUUUAAGAGUGUGUCUGUGUAUCUUUGAUCGUGCAAGUGAAUAUCUGUUAUAUGUGUAUGCCUGUAUGUUGGUGCAAGAGUAUAUCUGUUAUAGGUGCAUGUACCUGGUUGUCUGCAAAGAUAGAUACGUGUGUGCGUGCGCACAUCUGUGUGCACAUCGGUGUGUGUGCAUUUGUGUAUGUGAAUGUGCAAGAGUCAAUAUUGUACAUGUGUGGUUGUAUGUGGGUGUGACAAUCUUGAGGGUAUGUGUCUGUCUAUAUUGUGAGUUCAUUUAUGCAUCCGUGUUGGUCUCUCAAGAGUGAGGUUGUGUGUGUUCAAACAUUAUGUGCAGGAUUGUAUGCACACACAUGCCUGUGUCCCUGGCACAAGGCUGACCCUGCUUCUGGACCCAGUGAGAUUGGGGUUCACGUGGCGUGAUCUGUGGUAUGCUGGGGUCCAGCCUGGGGCUCAUGGACACAAAUGUGUCCACAUCCCAGGCCAAGAGCCAGGGGAGGGUGUGGGCACAGAGAUCAUGCUGGUGUGUCUAUGGAAAUACAAGUGUAGAGACUUGAGUUGUGGGCCCAUGUGAGUUUGGUGUGUCUGCACAUGUUGGUGUGACAAUGAUUUGAUGGUACUGGCCCAGGCCCUGACUCCCUGAAGAGAGAUGUGAGCACAGAAGUCUUCCCCCUGCUUGGGAGCUCAGAAGAGCCCAGGAUGAAACCAAGAUGAAGAAACCGAAAUUCAGAGAGGUUCAGACACUUGCCCGAGGUCACACAGCUAGUCUUAUUGUCCACUCCUCCCAACUUCCCACUGCACCAUGGCUCCCGGCCCCUUCUCCUCUAUGCUGCUCUUGCCACCACCUGCAGCCCUGUCUUUUUUGCUGCUACUCUGGGCAGGGGCAUCUCGUGGCCAGCCCUGUCCUGGCCGCUGCAUCUGCCAGAAUGUGGCGCCCACGCUGACCAUGCUGUGCGCCAAGACUGGCUUGCUCUUUGUGCCGCCAGCCAUUGACCGGCGUGUGGUGGAACUGAGGCUCACAGACAACUUCAUUGCGGCCAUCCGCCGCCGAGACUUCGCCAACAUGACCAGCCUGGUGCACCUCACCCUCUCCCGUAAUACCAUCGGCCAAGUGGCAGCUGGCGCCUUUGCUGACCUCCGUGCCCUCCGGGCUCUGCACCUUGACAGCAACCGCCUGGCCGAGGUGCGUGGCGACCAGCUCCGCGGCUUGGGCAACCUCCGUCACCUGAUCCUUGGCAACAACCAGAUCCGCCGGGUGGAGUCGGCGGCCUUCGAUGCCUUCCUGUCCACUGUGGAGGACCUGGAUCUGUCCUACAACAACCUCGAGGCCCUGCCCUGGGAGGCCGUAGGCCAGAUGGUGAACCUGAACACCCUCACGCUGGACCACAAUCUCAUCGACCACAUCGCUGAAGGUACCUUCGUGCAGCUUCACAAACUGGUUCGCCUGGACAUGACCUCCAACCGCCUCCAUAAACUGCCCCCUGAUGGGCUCUUCCUGAGGUCCCAAGGCCCGGGGCCCAAGCCGCCCACGCCACUCACGGUUAGCUUUGGUGGCAACCCCCUGCAUUGCAACUGCGAGCUGCUCUGGCUGCGGCGGCUGACCAGGGAGGAUGACUUGGAAACGUGUGCCACCCCUGAGCACCUCACUGACCGCUACUUUUGGUCCAUCCCUGAGGAGGAGUUCCUGUGCGAACCCCCGCUGAUCACACGGCAGGCGGGGGGCCGGGCCCUCGUGGUGGAGGGCCAGGCAGUCAGCCUGCGGUGCCGUGCUGUGGGGGACCCUGAGCCGGUGGUGCAUUGGGUGGCACCUGAUGGGCGGUUGCUGGGGAACUCUAGCCGGACCCGGGUCCGGGGGGAUGGGACGCUGGAUGUAACUAUCACCACCUUGCGGGACAGUGGUACCUUCACUUGCAUCGCCUCCAAUGCCGCUGGAGAAGCCACGGCGCCCGUGGAGGUGUGCGUGGUGCCUCUCCCUCUGAUGGCGCCCCCGCCGGCUGCCCCGCCGCCCCUCACUGAGCCUGGCUCCUCUGACAUUGCCACGCCUAGCCGACCUGGUGCCAAUGAAUCUGCUGCUGAACGCCGGCUGGUGGCGGCGGAGCUCACCUCCAACUCUGUGCUCAUCCGCUGGCCAGCGCAGAGGCCGGUGCCUGGCAUCCGCAUGUACCAAGUCCAGUACAACAGCUCCGCUGAUGACUCCCUUGUCUACAGGAUGAUCCCCUCCACCAGCCAGACCUUCCUGGUGAAUGAUCUGGCGGCGGGCCGCGCCUAUGAUCUGUGCGUGCUGGCGGUCUACGACGAUGGUGCCACAGCGCUGCCAGCCACGCGAGUGGUGGGCUGCGUGCAGUUUACCACGGCUGGGGAUCCCGCGCCCUGCCGCCCGCUGAGGGCCCACUUCUUGGGCGGCACCAUGAUCAUUGCCAUCGGGGGUGUCAUCGUUGCCUCGGUCCUCGUCUUCAUCGUUCUGCUCAUGAUCCGCUACAAGGUCUAUGGCGACGGAGAUGGCCGUCGUGUCAAGGGCGCCUCUAGGUCACCCCCGCGGGUCAGCCACGUGUGCUCGCAAACCAAUGGUGCAGGGGCGCCGCAGGCCCCACCGCCAGCGCCAGAAUGCUACGUGGCAUUACGCGAGGAGGCGUCCCCGGCUGCGGCAGCCCUGGCGGUGGAAGCAAAGACCACGGUGGUAGAGACGGCAGCUUCCGCAGACCCAGAGGCCGUCUUUGGACGCUCCCUGGGUGGCUCGGCCACCUCGCUGUGUCUCCUGCCAUCGGAGGAAACCUCUGGGGAGGAGCCUCGGGCCGCUGUGGGUCCUCCGAGGAGCCGUUCUGGGGCCUUGAGGCCGCCGGCUUCAGCGCCCUCCACUCUAGCUCUGGUUCCUGGGGGGGCACCCGCUCGGCCUCGGCCACAGCAGCGUUACUCGUUUGACGGGGACUAUGGGGUGCUCUUCCAGAGCCACAGUUACCCGCGCCGCGCCCGGCGGACAAAGCGCCACCGGUCCACCCCGCACCUGGACGUGGCUGGAGGGGGCGUGGCCGGGGAGGACGGGGAGCUGGGGCUGGGCUCCGUCCGGGCGCGCCUGGCCUUCACCAGCACCGAGUGGAUGCUGGAGAGUACCGUGUGAGCGGCUGCGGCGGGCGCCGGGACUCCUGGUGCCACGGACAGGACCAACUCCGAGCUGCCCAGACCCGGGGGCAGGACUGGAGGGAAAAAGCACAGCGCCAAGACCUCUGACUGGAGGGGAGGUGGGCCCUUCUCCCCGAGGGGGCGCUGCGGCCUGCAGCUAAGGCUCGAGGCAAUGCACCGUGUCCUGGGGAGAUGGGGAGCGGGCCGCUGGGCUCCUCCCGUGAGAACUCCUCGCCCCACUUGUCCCUCCCCCAGCGCGCUCGCGGACCUCGCUGGAGCUGGUGCCUUACACAGCGAAGCGCGGGGAGGGGCAGGGCCCCCCCACACUGCAGCACUGAGACACGAGCCCCCUCCCCCUGCCCGGGACCAGGGGCAGGGACGAGGGGCCCAUUUCUUGUAUCUGGCUGGACUAGAUCCUAUUCUGUCCCGCGGCGGCCUCCAAAGCCCCACCCCGAGCCCAUUCACCUCUCUGAUCCCGUAGGGUCUGGCUUGGGGUCCCCUUUUCUCUGUCCCCCUCUUUUGUGUCUAUCCUGCUCUCUGUCUUCUCUGUCUUAUGUCUCUGCCCUUUUCUAUUUGUCUCUUUUUUCUCUGUCCCGUCGUCUCUUCUGCCCUCCCAUGUUUUGCCCAGUCUCUUUGUCUCUCCGGGAUUACCUCCCCCCACCACACAUUCUCCCGGGCAGGUCCCACUGGAAGGACCAGACUCCCUAUUCCUUCCUCUUUCCUCAAGUAAAUCCCCACACGAAUAAAGUCCAAAACGAAGUCCUCCUCCCCACCGGAGCCAGGACCCCCGCCGCAGCAGAAUUAAACUUUUUUCUGUGUCCGA